Molecule: messenger RNA, 1089 nt
Organism: Mollisia scopiformis
Lineage: Eukaryota; Fungi; Ascomycota; Leotiomycetes; Helotiales; Mollisiaceae
Exons: 2
Coding region: 1-732 (243 amino acids)
Source: RefSeq, a predicted model, not a curated record
AUGGCUUCCUGCACUUCGUACAAGAUGAUGAGCGCCGCUGAGCGCAAUAAGAUGCUUUCCGGUCCCCGAACCGUCCUCCUCGUCGGACCUAAUCGCAAGUACUAUGGUCUUCCAACCCAACUCAUCUGUCGUAUGUCCCCACAUUUGGCUCGCCUUGUUGCAGAGUCCAAGGGCCAGAAGUUGGAGUUGCUCAAGGAAAACGUCGAGGAAUUUAACGUUCUUGUCGAAUUCAUGCUCCGAGGCGUCAUUCCAGGCGCAAAUGCCAAGCGAAGCAUCGAGGGCAACAAGUCUACCAUCGACCAAUGUUUGCGCUUCCUUGAGUCCGCAUACAAGUACCAAAUUGGCGACGUCUCCGAUGUUGUCUUUGAGCCACUGCUCAAGGCAUUCCUUGACCUGACCAACCACAAGUAUCGCAACGACUCAAACGACAUGAAGCGAAUCGCAAAGUCCGGCAUCCGAUGUGGUAUUGAGGCCAACGACAUCGAAACUAUCUUCGAGCUCUGCCCACCAGGAAACCGCCUCCGCACUCUUGCCACACAAGCUGCUCUCUCCUAUAGUGGUCCGGAAGGAGUCAACAUCUGGGACGAACAGAUGGAGAAUGUCUCCGGCUUUGCUACCGAGUUGAUGGAUCAAGUCGUCGCCGGGUUCUCCCGCCACUCAUGGGUUGAACCACUCACUAAGAUCGCUCGAAGAUGGGUUGAGCCACUGGCUAAGAUCACACGUCGUCAUUGAACGCUAGCUUUGAAGCCCUCAUUCCGCCCAGCUGAGACCUUCUGAUACUGAUCCGCGACCAUCGAGGUCUGGCACUGCAGACUUGGCCGGAUCCUAUCGGAGAAGGGCGAUCUUUCGGGCAUUGGAAGGGCCAACCACAAUGUUUUUCUGGAGGAUCUUUCGGCUUUCUUGUUUAGCGUUUUUCAUUUUCAGUGACAAGAGUUCAGGAGCCACUUGGAGUUCUGGGUUCGCACUUCACGAUAUCCAGGAGAAGCAUUGCGGGUUUUGGGGAGAACAGGUCACUUGUUUUGGAGGACUACUCCACGGAUGUUAGCGGAGUCUUUUGGCUUGCCAGGAGUUUUGGAUCUUGCGUGCACC